Messenger RNA from Linum trigynum, 909 nucleotides. The record is from the annotation of a GenBank genome assembly. Lineage: Eukaryota; Viridiplantae; Streptophyta; Magnoliopsida; Malpighiales; Linaceae.
AUGCUCUCACUGAGAUCUGUUCGCAGAUUUUUCCAUUACUCUGCUGCUGUUGCCUCAACUGGAAACUGUACUGCUGUAUCUUAUCCCAUCAUGAAGCAAAAACCAUUGGAGGAACCUGCUCUUGUUAAGCUUAAGGCUGAGAGAGAUCCUGAAAAGCUAUUUAAUCUUUUCAAGGCCAAUGCUAGAAAUAGGCUUGUCAUUGAGAAUCGGUUUGCAUUUGAAGACACUGUUUCUCGCUUAGCUGGUGCUCGACGAUUUGAUUACAUUGAGGAGUUGCUUGAGCAACAAAAGUCCCUUCCACAAGGGCGACGUGAAGGGUUCAUCGUAAGGAUAAUAAUGUUGUAUGGGAAGGCUGGGAUGGCUAAGCAUGCUAUCAAUACCUUUUAUGAUAUGCAUUUUUAUAAGUGUAGAAGGACUGCCAAGUCUUUCAAUGCUGCACUUAAAGUUUUGGCAGGAUCCCGGGACAUAGCAGCAAUCAAAACAUUUCUGAAUGAGGUUCCUGAGAAGUAUGAUAUAGAAUUAGAUACAUAUUCAAUGAACAUUGUCAUUAAGGCCUUUUGUGAAAUGGAGAUUUUGGACAAGGCAUUUUCAAUCAUGGUGCAGAUGGAAAAGUUGGGAAUAAGGGCAGAUGUUAUCACAUACACUACACUUAUUGCAGCAUUUUACAGAAAGAACAGGAUACAGUAUUUGGUGAACAGGAGACAAGCAUGGAAAGCAAAUGAUCUUAUGCUUUCAAUGGAAAGAGUUGGGGUCGUACCAGAUGAGAUUACUUAUAACUUAGUUAUCAAAGGUUUUUUCCAGGCUGGAUAUCCUGAGAUGGCAAAAAGGGAAGUGUUCUUGAGUUCUGACUGCAAAGAGUGCCAGAAAAGAUGUAAAGACUGCAAUGUGAAGGAAGGCUGCAACAACUGA